GCAUUGAGAGGCGCUCCUAUACAUUCUCUCCCCUGGGUUCUUCCCUCUUGAGAAAUCUCGGCCUAUCCGCUCCGCUCCACUCCGGCUCUGCAAACCCCUCUAGUCUCUCUCUCAGAGAAAGCUCUUCUUCUCCCUUUCGAGGAUCGCUUCUUCUCCUUUACGGGAUCUCCGCGGGGUCAGCUUUCCGUGCUCUGUUUCUUCUUCGCUGGCGGCGUCUCCCCUGUUUUCUGGAUUCGCUUCCAAGAUGGCCAGCAACUCCUCCCAGGCCACCCAAACCGUCCAUGACUUAACUGUGAAGGUUGGUGCCCCUCCGGGAUUCCGGUUUCAUGGAUUUGAUCUAUGGUUUUGGAUAGUCUGAAGGAUGCUGGGGGAAAUGAUGUUGACCUUAGUAUUUACAAGGGAAAGGUCCUGCUUAUUGUAAAUGUGGCAUCUCAAUGUGGGUUGACUAACUCAAAUUAUACAGAGCUGAGUACCCUGUACGAGAGGUACAAGGACAAAGGUCUUGAGAUUCUGGCAUUUCCAUGCAAUCAGUUCGGGGCACAGGAACCAGGAACCAAUGAGCAGAUCCUUGACUUUGCUUGCACCCGAUUCAAAGCUGAGUACCCAAUCUUUGACAAGGUUGAUGUAAAUGGGGGCAAUGCUGCACCUAUCUACAAGUUCCUGAAAUCCAGAAAAGGCAGUCUCUUUGGAAGUGGCAUCAAGUGGAACUUCACAAAGUUCCUGGUCGACAAGGAAGGGCAUGUGGUGGACCGUUAUGCCCCAACUACAUCCCCUCUGAGCUUUGAGAAGAAAAUCAAGAAGCUGCUGGGACUCGUCUAAGUUUCACAUGUUUGGAACCAUUUUCCAGGAUGUUGCUCAAUUUUAGGCUUCAUUGGGUAAUGUUAAAACAUUACAUGUUUAAUGCUUCAGUAUGUACCAAUAAGACUGUUUAAUACGUGUGCCUGUGCACUCUUACCCUUCAUAAGUGCCGAGCACGUAGGUCUUGUUAUUUGUCUCAUAAGAGUGUUGCUUGGAUUCUUUAAUUUAAAUGCUUAAUACAUCAUUUUGAGCAAAAUAUAUGCUUAAUUUAUACA
Molecule: messenger RNA, 1073 nt
Organism: Phoenix dactylifera (date palm)
Lineage: Eukaryota; Viridiplantae; Streptophyta; Magnoliopsida; Arecales; Arecaceae
Source: RefSeq, a predicted model, not a curated record